AGCUGGACAAGCACGGCCUUCCUAUGCACGGCCAUCAUACUUCACCUACAUUUCUCGACUUGAGCUGGCCAUGCACGGCCUUCGUAUGCUUCGUGACAUCUCAUGACUCAUAAAGUCGGAAGUAAUCAUAUUUCCGAAAUCAUGGGUCAAGCCGGUUGUUUGGGCGCAGUAAUGGCACAACCUUCCUCAAUUGCCACCCCGACCACUGAACCCAAAAGCCUCCUCAUAGCCUUCCCCCUCCGAGCUAUGUAGCUUAGUACUGGCACAGCUCCUCCCUCGCGCCCCCCCCUUAUUUCUCUCUUUUCCCUCUCCUCUCCCCCUCCCAGAAAAGAAGAUGAACUCGGUGGUAGGCCCUGAGAGCAGCCAUGAAGACGGGGCGAGCAAGAAGGAGGUGCACAAGGUCCCCUUCCUCAAGCUCUUCGCCUUCGCCGACACAUGGGACUACGUCCUCAUGGCCCUCGGCUCCAUCGGCGCCUGCGCGCACGGCGCGUCCGUGCCCGUCUUCUUCAUCUUCUUCGGCAAGCUCAUCAACAUCAUCGGGGUCGCCUUCCUCUUCCCCACCACGGUCUCACACCGGGUCGCCAAGUACUCGCUGGAUUUCGUUUAUCUGGGCAUUGCCAUAUUGUUCUCCUCGUGGACCGAGGUGGCUUGUUGGAUGCACACAGGAGAGAGACAGGCGGCGAAGAUGAGGCUGGCUUACCUGCGUUCCAUGUUAGAUCAGGACAUAGCGGUGUUUGAUACGGAGGCUUCCACCGGAGAGGUGAUUGCAGCCAUUACAAGCGAUAUUAUUGUGGUGCAGGAUGCCAUCUCCGAGAAGGUGGGAAACUUCAUGCACUACAUCAGCAGAUUCAUCGCAGGAUUUGCCAUCGGCUUCGCUCGCGUCUGGCAGAUCAGUCUGGUCACACUGUCCAUCGUCCCGUUGAUCGCCAUUGCUGGUGGAAUCUACGCCUACGUCGCCACUGGCCUAAUUGCUCGAGUCCGGAAAUCCUACGUCAAGGCCGGAGAAAUAGCUGAGGAGGUGAUCGGCAAUGUGCGCACCGUGCAAGCGUUUGUGGGGGAGGAGAAGGCGGUGAGGUCGUACAGAAGUGCGUUGAUGAAUACGUACGAGUAUGGGAAGAAGGGUGGGUUGGCCAAGGGACUCGGCCUUGGUUCCAUGCACUGCGUUCUCUUCCUCUCCUGGGCUCUCCUCGUCUGGUUCACCAGCAUCGUCGUCCACAAGAAAAUAGCAAACGGAGGAGAAUCCUUCACCACCAUGCUCAACGUCGUCAUCGCUGGGCUGUCAUUAGGCCAGGCAGCACCAAACAUCUCCACGUUUCUGAGAGCAAGGACUGCCGCGUACUCCAUCUUUGAGAUGAUCGAGAGAAACACGGUUAGCAGAACGAGUGCCAAGACGGGGCGGAAACUGGCCGGCGUGGACGGGCACAUCAAGUUUGUCAAUAUUCACUUCAGCUAUCCAUCACGUCCCGACGUCCUCAUCUUUAAUGGGCUGAAUCUGGACAUCCCGUCGGGAAAGAUCGUUGCACUUGUUGGUGGAAGUGGGUCGGGGAAGAGCACGGUUAUCUCGUUGAUCGAGCGGUUCUACGAGCCCCAACGAGGCCAUAUCCUGUUGGAUGGGCAUGACAUCAAGGAUCUGGAUCUCAAGUGGCUCCGGCAGCAAAUCGGGUUGGUGAAUCAGGAGCCUGCCCUCUUCGCAACAAGCAUCCGAGAAAACAUACUUUACGGGAAGGAUGAUGCCACCAUCGACGAAAUAGCGCAGUCUGCAAAGCUUUCUGAGGCCAUUAAUUUCAUCAAACACCUGCCUGACCGAUACGAGACGCAGGUGGGUGAGCGAGGGGUUCAACUAUCAGGCGGGCAGAAGCAGCGCAUCGCAAUCUCAAGAGCCAUCCUGAAGAACCCUUCGAUCCUCCUCCUCGACGAGGCCACAAGUGCCCUCGACGCUGAGUCCGAGAAGAGCGUGCAAGAGGCGCUCGACAGGGUUAUGAUAGGCCGUACCACGGUGGUGGUGGCGCAUCGAUUGUCCACCAUCAGGAAUGCGGACAUCAUUGCGGUCGUGCAGGGCGGAAGGAUCGUCGAGACGGGAACUCACGACCAGCUCAUGUCUCAUCCCACCAGUGCCUACGCUUCACUUGUGAAGCUCCAGGAGACUGCUCACCAUCAGCGGCCAUCGCCCGCGGAGGGCCCGAGCAUCGGGCGACCGCUAAGCAUCAAAUACUCCAGAGAGCUGUCCGCAAAAAACACAAGCUUGGGGGCGAGCUUCAGGUCUGAUAAGGACUCCGGCAGUCGUUAUGCCCCUGAAGCAACCGAUGUGGCAAAAGCGAAGCCUGUGUCUCUCAAGAAGUUGUAUUCCAUGGUCAGGCCUGAUUGGAUCUUUGGAGUCAUUGGCACGUUAGGUGCCUUCGUUGCAGGUGCCCAGAUGCCGCUCUUUGCGCUCGGAGUUACCCAGGCGCUUGUUUCCUAUUACAUGGUUUGGGAAACCACCCAGAGGGAGGUGAAGAAGAUCGCACUGUUGUUCUGCGGUGGGGCCGUUCUCACCGUGUUCUUCCACGUCAUCGAACACCUCAACUUUGGCAUCAUGGGCGAAAGGCUAACUCUUCGGGUGAGGGAAAGGAUGUUUGGAGUGAUCUUAAGGAACGAGAUCGGUUGGUUCGACGACAUGAGCAACACCAGCGCGAUGUUGACGUCGCGCCUUGAGACGGAUGCCACUCUGCUGCGGACCAUCGUGGUGGAUCGUUCCACAAUCCUCCUGCAGAACAUCGGAAUGAUCGUAACCUCCUUGAUCAUUGCCUUCAUCUUGAAUUGGCGAAUAACUCUGGUGGUUCUGGCCACAUACCCUUUGAUGGUCAGUGGGCAUAUCAGUGAGAAGCUGUUCAUGAGGGGGUAUGGAGGAAACCUGAGCAAGACGUACCUGAAAGCAAACAUGCUAGCUGCUGAGGCUGUGAGCAACAUCCGAACGGUGGCCGCCUUUUGCUCGGAACAAAAAGUAAUCGAUCUCUACGUCGAGGAGCUCAGGGAGCCGUCCAGGCGAUCUUUCCGACGCGGGCAGACUGCGGGCAUCUUCUACGGCGUCUCCCAGUGCUUCCUCUUCUCUUCGUACGGGCUUGCUUUGUGGUAUGGCUCAGUCCUGAUGGGCAAAGGGCUUGCCAGCUUCAAGUCGGUGAUGAAAUCAUUCAUGGUCCUCAUAGUGACGGCGUUAGCCAUGGGAGAAACGUUGGCUCUGGCUCCGGACAUCAUCAAAGGGAAUCAAAUGGCAGCAUCGGUCUUCGAGGUGCUUGAUAGAAGGACGGAGGUGCCGCCCGAGGUCGGGGAGGACGUUGGAAGGGUCGAGGGCGCUAUCGAGAUGAGAGGAGUAGAAUUCUGUUAUCCUUCAAGGCCGGAUGUCUUAAUCUUCAGAGGGUUCGAUCUGAGAGUGACGGCUGGGAAGAGCAUGGCGUUGGUGGGAAUGAGCGGAUCAGGCAAGAGCACGGUGUUGUCUCUGAUACUACGAUUUUAUGAUGCGACUGCUGGAAAAGUGAUGAUCGAUGGCAAAGAUAUAAGGAGACUGAGACUGAAGGAGCUCCGCAAGCACAUCGGCAUGGUUCAGCAAGAGCCCGUGCUCUUCGCCACAACCAUCUACGACAACAUCGUCUACGGCAAGGAUGGUGCCACAGAAGCAGAGGUUGUGGAGGCUGCAAAGCUCGCGAACGCCCACUCCUUCAUCAGUGCUCUCCCGGAGGGCUACUCGACCAAGGCAGGGGAGCGAGGGAUCCAACUGUCGGGAGGCCAGAAGCAGCGGAUCGCCAUCGCCCGAGCCAUCAUAAAGAAUCCUGCCAUCUUGCUGCUCGAUGAGGCCACCAGCGCGCUGGACGUGGAGUCGGAGCGCGUGGUCCAGCACGCGCUGGAGCGGGUCAUGAGGAACCGCACCACCGUCAUGGUGGCGCACAGGCUCUCCACCAUUCACAACGCUGAUGUCAUCUCGGUGUUGCAGGACGGGAGAAUCGUGGAACAGGGGAGCCACUCCACUCUGGUUGAGAACAGGAACGGUGCCUAUUUCAAGUUGAUCAGCUUGCAGCAAAAGCACUAGUAGAGGAUGCAAUGAAGCUGAAGAAGAGUAGGGGUCAUUUUUGACGUCCCAGUCUAUGCCAUAAGAACACCGCAUAGACGAUAUGCACCAGACUCUAACUGCCACUCACGAGCUCGUCUUGUUGGUAUAUAAGACUGAGCCCUACUUUGCCAUAUUAAUCCUCGAUGCAAUUAUCUUAAUAUCUAAAAAUGGUUGAUAUUUAGUUAUGAUGAUAAUAAUAGCCAUACUGCAACUAUUCUUUCCGACUGUUGUCAAACUAUGCAUUAUGAUGUCAUUCAGCUCAAAAUUACUCAA
Messenger RNA from Musa acuminata AAA Group (dessert banana), 4354 nucleotides. Its product is annotated as ABC transporter B family member 2-like. Gene Ontology annotation, cellular component: plasma membrane. Lineage: Eukaryota; Viridiplantae; Streptophyta; Magnoliopsida; Zingiberales; Musaceae. The coding region runs from base 335 to 4060 and encodes 1241 amino acids. Gene Ontology annotation, molecular function: ATP hydrolysis activity; ATP binding; ABC-type transporter activity. The record is from RefSeq and is a predicted model, not a curated record. Gene Ontology annotation, biological process: transmembrane transport. The transcript is spliced from 12 exons.